Molecule: messenger RNA, 4480 nt
Organism: Carassius auratus (goldfish)
Lineage: Eukaryota; Metazoa; Chordata; Actinopteri; Cypriniformes; Cyprinidae
Gene: rasa3
Product: RAS p21 protein activator 3
Exons: 24
Coding region: 109-2628 (839 amino acids)
Biological process (GO): regulation of GTPase activity; intracellular signal transduction; negative regulation of Ras protein signal transduction
Molecular function (GO): GTPase activator activity
Source: RefSeq, a predicted model, not a curated record
UUCGCGGCGCCCUGCACAGUCCGGUGAGUCACUGUCCACGCUGGAAUACAGAGAGAAGGGAAGGAGAGAGUGGGGAAUAGCAAACGGGAAAGAACUGGAGCUGCGAGAAUGGCGGUCGAAGAGGAAGGUCUUCGGGUUUUCCAGAGUGUCAAAAUAAAAAUCGGUGAAGCAAAGAACAUCCCUCCAUAUCCGGGUCCGAAUAAAAUGCGGGAUUGUUACUGCACAGUCAACCUGGACCAGGAGGAAGUGUUUCGAACCAAAACCAUAGAGAAGUCUUUGUGUCCAUUCUAUGGCGAGGACUUUUAUUGUGAAAUCCCACGCAGUUUCCGCCAUCUGUCCUUCUACAUCUUUGACAGAGACGUGUUCAGGAGGGACUCCAGCAUCGGUAAAGUGGCUGUGAAGAAGGAAGACCUGCAAAAAUACCACGGUAAAGACCACUGGUUCCCGCUGCAGCCGGUCUGUGCAGACUCAGAGGUUCAGGGAAAGGUUCACCUGGAGCUGCGUCUCAGUGAGGUCAUCACAGACAGCGGAGUCAUCUGCCACAAGCUGGCAACACGGGUUUUAGAGUGUCAGGAUCUGCCCAUAGUGAAUGGCCAGUGUGAUCCGUACGCCGCUGUGUCUUUACUUGGCCCCUCCAGGUCAGAAGCCAAGAAGACGAAGGUCAAACGGAAAACCAACAAUCCUCAGUUUGAUGAGGUGUUCUUUUUUGAGGUGACAAAACCGCUGAGCUACACCAAACGACAGUUCGACGUGGAAGAGGACGACGUGGACAAACUUGCGCUUAAGGUGGAUCUGUGGACCGCCAGCAAUCUGAAGUUCGGAGACGAGUUUCUCGGAGAGGUACGGGUGCCGUUGAAGGUCCUAGGACAGUCUGGUGUUCAUGAUGCAUGGUACUUCCUGCAGCCAAGAGAUAACGGCAAUAAAUCAGUGAAGGCGGAUGAGCUGGGCUCGUUACGACUCAACAUCAUUUACACGGAGGACCAUGUGUUCCCCACAGAGCAUUAUAACCCGCUCCGAGACCUGCUGCUGCUGCAGUCCACACAUGUCGAGCCCGUCUCUGCGUCUGCGGCUCACAUCUUGGGCGAGGUGUGCCGUGAGAAGCAGGAAGCCGCUGUCCCGCUGGUGCGACUCUUCCUGCACUAUGGCAAAAUCGUGCCUUUCCUCAGUGCCAUUGCCCACGCAGAGAUCAACCGCACACAGGAUCCCAACACCAUAUUCCGGGGAAACUCACUGACUUCCAAAUGCAUUGAUGAGACCAUGAAGCUGGCGGGGAUGCAUUACCUGCGGGUCACACUCAAACCCAUCAUUGAUGAAAUCUGCACGGACCACAAACCUUGUGAGAUCGACCCCGUCAAGCUGAAGGAGUCUGAGAACUUAGACACAAACAGGGAAAACCUGCGGCAGUACGUGGACCGGAUCUUUAACGUCAUCACCAGCUCGGGUGUGAGCUGUCCCACCGUCAUGUGUGACAUCUUCUUUUCACUGCGGGAGUCUGCCGCCUCACGCUUUCAGGACGACCCGGAUGUGCGCUACACGGCUGUCAGCAGUUUCAUCUUCCUCCGUUUCUUCGCCCCUGCUAUCUUGUCACCGAACCUCUUCCAUCUGCGUCCACAUCACCCGGAUCCGUGCACGUCUCGGACACUGACCCUCAUUUCCAAAACCAUCCAAACACUGGGAAGCCUGGCCAAGUCCAAAUCUGCCAAUUUCAAAGAGUCCUACAUGGCUGCCUUCUACGACUACUUCAACGAGCAGAAGUACGCCGAUGCAGUAAAGAACUUCCUGGAUCUGAUCUCGUCCUCGGCCCACUGGGAUCAGAAGAUCAUUGAGACGCCCAUCAUGCUGAAGGAAGGAUUCAUGAUCAAACGAGCUCAAGGGCGAAACCGCUUCGGUCUGAAGAACUUCAAGAAGAGAUGGUUCCGCUUGACCAACCAUGAGUUCACCUACCAUAAAACCAAAGGUAGUAACGCAAAAGGAGAGGGUGCUCUGUGCAGCAUCCCUAUUGAGAACAUCCUGGCUGUAGAGAGACUAGAGGAAGAGUCCUUCAAAAUGAAAAACAUGUUCCAGGUCAUCCAGCCAGAGAGGGCGCUCUACAUCCAGGCCAAUAAUUGCGUGGAGGCCCGCGACUGGAUCGACAUCCUAACCAAGGUCAGUCAGUGUAACCGCAAGCGUCUGAGCACAUACCACCCGUCUGCCUUCCUCAACGGACACUGGCUCUGCUGCAAGCUGUCUGCAGACACUGCGCCCGGCUGCACACCCUGCACAGGGGGACUUCCUGCCAACAUCCAGCUGGACGUGGAUGGAGACAGAGAGACGGAGAGGAUCUACUCGCUCUACAGCACGUACAUGUCCAAACUAGUGAAGAUGCAGGAGGCCUGUGGCAGUAAGUCGGUGUACGAUGGCCCAGAGCAGGAGGAAUACUCCACGUUUGUGAUCGACGACCCGCAGGAGACAUAUAAAACCCUGCGACUCGUCAUCUCAGCCGUACAGACACUGGAGCAGCAGCACAUGCAAUACAAACGAGACAAGUUCAGGAAAACCAAGUACGGCAGCCAGGAACAUCCAAUCGGUGAUCAGAGCUUCCAGUGUUACAUUCGCCAGCAAUCAGAAAGCUCCACCUACUCCAUCUGACCACGCCCACUGCAGACACUGCAACAGUCGCAUCUCAAACAGGAAACUCUUGAGUUGUGAUUGACCGGAAGGUGGCCACAGAUGAAAGCUAAACCUCUGGUGCUUUUAUAUGAUUUUAAUCAAUCAACAUCUUCCCUUGAAUGGCGUGGGCUGCCGUGCACUUUAUACGUCACACGCACCUGUGGACCAUGUAGCUCCGCCUCACGGCACGUUAUAACAUUUUAUGAUGUUUUUAAGCUAGGAUUCGACCAGAUGUCCUCUAGCUGUGGAUCAUGUUUUUAUAAACAGAGUAUUGGGCCAAAGGACAGAUCCCACAAUCCUUUGCUUUGAAAGGGUUUUGAGAUGUCAGUGGAUGAGACCUGCGGCUGAACCUGAUGAACUGUAACCAUGUUUUUAACUCGUAUAGAAAUAUCCUGCUCUGUUUCUGCCUGCACUUCCCUUUACUCACCCUUGUGUUGUCGUCACGCCAGCUGAAGCAGUGCUGCAUUGUGGGAAAUGUGUCAUGUCGUGUGUGUUAAAGCAUGCAGACGUCCUUAUGCCAGCCGUUUCCAGCAUGUGGCGUGACACUAAACCACUUUCUGAUGGUUAGUGGGUCCAGUUGUGUUCAGCAUCACAUUUCGCUUUUUAUACUUUCUGUUGUGUCUCACAGCUUGCUUUGUUUGUGUGUGUGUGUGUGUGUGUGUGUGUGUGUGUGUCUGUUUAAAUCUGAAGCAAGCUUGCAUGAGUGUGUUUCAGUUAUUAUGAUUAAUAACUUCCAUUUUAUCACAUCACACUUUAUAGAGACAUUUCAUAUGAAUGUAAUUAUUUUGAUGCAUUUCAUGAAAUCUGUCAAGAUCAUGCUUUGCUUAUAUUUCACCCUAAAAUCAAAUCUAUCUAUCUAUCUAUCUAUCUAUCUAUCUAUCUAUCUAUCUAUCUAUCUAUCUAUCUAUCUAUCUAUCUAUCUAUAUAUACAUACACACACACACAUACAUUUAAGCUUAAAGAAACUGAAAUACAUUUUACAAGCAUUAAGAGUUUUUGCAUUGCAAAUUAUUUUACAGUAAUGUAAAAAAAAUAUAUUAAGGCAAUAGAAAGGAAAUAGAAAAAAUUGUAAGGUAAUUGCACUGAAAAAUGUUUUGUACAAUUUUGCUAGUAAAUUUCACAAAUACCAAGUAACACUGAAUUGAAAGUGAAAUUCUAAUGUAGAAAAACAUCUUGAAAAACAUACUCCAAUAAUCUUUGUUUCCUUUACAUCUUUUUUUAUUGGCGAGUUUUUAUCGCUCAAUUCUGACUUUUUUUCUUUUAGUAGUUGCAAUUACUUUUUUUCUUCUUUAUCCCUUGAGAGAAACAAGCUACCAUAGUAAAGUGAAAAAUACUGAUGCGUUAUUUUCUUUUUGGAGAAACUUGAUUCUCAUUUUGGUAGGAUUUCAGCGUGAAAUAUGAGCUGGAGAUUGACAGAUUCUUCUGCACUUCAUUCUGAGUAUGGGUCCCCAUACUUGGCCACAUGUCACUUCACUUUUGUUAGUUUGGUGUUGUAUUUUGUUAAAACACGGUUCUUCUGUUUCUGUACAUCCCUCAGUGAUGCAUGUUUCAGUGCUUAGAUAUUUUAAAACGGCCCCAUUUUCCUUCCCAAAUGACAUGCUGUUUAUUUUUAUAUCACAGAAUAAUGCUUUUGGAACUCAAUCCACACACACAGUGUGAAGUAUGCAAUAAUGUCACCUAUAAGUAAUUCACCUGUAUUUGAUCUGUUGAAGGAAUUUUGAUCUCAGAUCCCUAAGAAGGGAGAGUGGUGUUUGUGUGAUGUGUGUACAGACCAACCAACCGAAUGAGACACGCGUGUUUCUUUUGUCCAAAUGAAGGCAAUAACAAAGAA